Asparagus officinalis (garden asparagus) is the source of this 1270-nucleotide messenger RNA. RefSeq names its product bZIP transcription factor 44-like. Gene Ontology annotation, molecular function: transcription cis-regulatory region binding; DNA-binding transcription factor activity. Lineage: Eukaryota; Viridiplantae; Streptophyta; Magnoliopsida; Asparagales; Asparagaceae. The record is from RefSeq and is a predicted model, not a curated record. The coding region runs from base 593 to 1030 and encodes 145 amino acids. Gene Ontology annotation, biological process: positive regulation of DNA-templated transcription. Gene Ontology annotation, cellular component: nucleus. The transcript has a single exon.
AAAAAAUAAUAAUAAUAAUAAUCCCUCUUUUUCGCAGUUUUUCCCUAUAAAUUCCAUCCCCUUACAAUCUCAAAGCCUCUUCUCCUUCUUUCUUCUCCUCCCCAUUAGCUUUUUAAGGUGCCCAAGCUCUGCUCCUCCCUGUUCUUUCAAGAGAUUUCCAUCUCAAAGCUCCAAUCUUUUUCACAAAAGUCCGGCCUUUUUUCUGUCAAAACCUUGCUCUGCUCCUCUAAAACUUUGGCAAAAUCUAUCUCAAUCCAGCUCCUUUAGAUCUGAAACCAAGAACCCAUCUCCAGAAUCCAACCCUCCCUCCACCUCUGCCAUCAAAACCCAAUCUUGUUCAUACAACAAAUCUCACAUGCAGCAUCAGUUCCUGUUGGUUUUCUUAAUUGAUGUCUCAUCCUAACCAAAGUGAGCUGCUUAUGAUCAAGAUCCAAUCCUUCUCCGUUGUCUUCCUCUACUGGUUCUACGAUCUCUCAUGAACUAAACCCUAAUCCCAGUACUACUACUAGUCCUUCUCUACCUAUUAUUUACUAUUAUUAAUUUUCUACAUAUAAUAUUUUCGACCGCUUAAAUCAAAACUCAAAGUAUAAUUAUGGCUUCGAACUCCUCCAGCGGGAGUGGGACUUCAACUAGCAUUGAUGAGGUAAUGGAGCAGAGGAAGAGGAAGAGGAUGCUAUCGAAUCGAGAGUCAGCGAGGAGAUCGAGGCAGAGGAAGCAGAAGCAUCUCGAUGAUUUGAACGCGCAGCUGAGCCAGCUGAGGAAGGAGAAUGGAGAGGUUGCGGCGGCGCUGAGCGUCACGACGCAGCAUUAUUUGGGCGUGGAGGCCGAGAACUCUGUGCUCAGGACUCAGAUGAUGGAGCUCAGUAACAGGCUUCAGGCUCUGAAUGAGAUUUUGAGCUGCGUGAACGAAGGAGGGGGCAACGAUGGUGAUGGGUUCUUCUAUGACGACGGGAUGAGGCCAUGGAGCAUGAUGAUGGGGAUGGCUAACCAACCCAUGAUGAUGGCAUCUGUUGACAUGUAUGGGUAUUGAUGGGGGCCGUGACCGAGCUCGGAGCUUUUCUCACCUGGGCCAAAAUGACUGGAAAAUGACCAUGAAUUGUGCUUAGUUUAAGUGAUUUGAUUAUGGUUAGUUUGGCUAAUGUUUCUAAAAUAUUUGAUAUAUACACAUGUAUGGGUUACUGCUCAGUGCUUAUAAUGGGAGAUAAAAGUGUAUUUGGUCUUUGUCCUGUGCUUAAUAGUUAAUAAUGAUAAUAUCUAGUACUUCUUUCUA